This is a messenger RNA of Drepanopeziza brunnea f. sp. 'multigermtubi' MB_m1, 2436 nucleotides long. The record is from RefSeq and is a predicted model, not a curated record. Lineage: Eukaryota; Fungi; Ascomycota; Leotiomycetes; Helotiales; Drepanopezizaceae.
AUGAGCGCUCAGCCUGCUCCUGCUCCUGCCGCUGCCACUGCCGGUGCCGGUGAAGCAGACUCCUUUGCUCCCGACGAUGACUACACCCCGACCUUCUACGUUGGUCACCACGAGUCCAAACGUCCUUUGCCCGUCACGGAUUUUGUUCUGCGACAGGCGCAAGAUGUCGGAUAUGACAUGCUCACCAGCCCCAUUACCAGCCCUCACUUUCACUCGAGAGUCCUGACUCUGGUAUCUACCUAUCAGUCCGAUCUUGCGCUCUUCGAGUCUAUCAAAGAUGCCGCCGCCCAAAGCCCCCCGCCCGCUCCGAUUAUACCUCCCCUCGACCCUGUGGAUACUCCUUUAACGCCUGGAGAUGCCGUCUCUCAGAUCAUCGCAUACUCCAGCCCAUGGAUAGACCUAUGCUCUGCAGAUCCUCUCAUAUCGAACAUAUCCCGUCAAGUUCUCAAUAUCGAAAUUGCAUAUGCCUCGUUCUGUGGAGUUGGCAAUAUUAUUAUACCGGGACCGAGAUCAUACACCAGCGGAUCUACAGAGACUGAUGGUCUUAUACAAUAUGCCCGGGCCAUACAAGAGGCGCUCAAUAUUGGAAGUUACCUUCAGAUGGCCAUCCAUAUUCCCAUGUAUGGGAACGAAGAAGCGCAUGAUAUGAUAGGCGAUCUUCGUCCAUUUGCCAGAGAUUUUGAAACACAUGGGGCCACGCGGAAGGCGAAUAAAGAGAUUGAUUUGUUUGAGACUUGGGAUGCUUGGAACUUGAUUCGGAGCAUUUCACUUGCGCUCCCUCGUCAACUCCCGGUCGAGUCUCUUCAAUCUCGCUGGUAUGCGGAACCUUUGAGGUUACUCUCCUUCACUCCGUCGACCUUUCUCAAGAACAAGGGAGGGCAUCCUGUUCUCAGCAAAGGCCACCAGAGCUUGAUCUCAAGAUAUAUGCGUCUUAAGCAACCGCCUUGGCUAUUGCUUUGUGACGUGGGACCUAUUCCUGGAUUGGACGACCCUAUACAACUCACACCUACUGCCGACGGCUGUCCACCCCCCAGUGCUGUAGCAGAUGCCUUGUCUCCAACGCCCGCUGAGGCUGCUGGGCACUCUGGGGAAGAGUCCCACAAGCAGAAGCAGAAGUGUAAGGACUUCGCUGCACAUCUGGUUUAUAUUCGUUACCUCCAAAGGAAUCAGCCGAUCAGAACAGCUCUCGAGAAGUUUGGCUCGGGCUACCAGGACUAUCUGCAGGCCCCCCUUCAACCUCUGACAGAUAAUUUGGAGUCUGUUACUUAUGAGGUCUUCGAGAAAGAUCCGGUUAAGUACGAUUGGUACGAGCGUGCCAUUGUUCAAGCCCUAUCGGAUUGGUCCGGCCGGCAUAAGCCCACUUCGAGCCCAACUGGUGCAGUGGUCAUUGCUGUAGCUGGGUCAGGAAGAGGUCCUCUAGUAACUCGGGCGUUGAAGGCAAGUGAGAUGACUGGAGUCGCAGUCGAAGUUUGGGCCGUUGAGAAGAACCCCAAUGCAUACGUUCUGCUUCAGCGGCACAACGAGGAGGACUGGGGCCGUGCCGUCAACAUUGUAAAGAGCGACAUGCGAGCUUGGAAGGGACCUCUUCGAAGCACGACUGGACCUAUUGGACAAGCUGUCACUACAAGCAACAGCUCUCCUGCUUCGCCGUACGGCAAGGUCGACAUCAUCGUAUCUGAACUCCUUGGAUCGUUUGCCGACAAUGAGCUCUCGCCAGAAUGUCUCGAUGGUGUCCAGCAUGUCCUGGCACCGCAGCACGGUAUCUCGAUUCCAAGCUCUUACACGGCUCAUCUGACUCCCAUUCUUGCUCCAAGAUUACAUGGCGACAUUUCUCACCGCGCUCUCACAGACCCCACCGCUACAGAGACGCCUUAUGUUGUUAUGCUUCACGCUAUCGACUACCUAGCAACUUCUGUUCCCGACCACCCCCGGAUCCAAAAGGCUUGGGAGUUUGUCCAUCCACUUCCAAAUGCUACUCUUGCGACUGCGGAGGCGCGGAGAAGUGGGGGUGUCAGUGGAGGAGGUGGAGGCAGUAUGUCGGGCGGCGACGGUGCGAACGAGCACAACACUCGCUCUGCCAAGCUUAAAUUCGUCUGUAAGGAUAGAGGCGUGGUCAACGGACUGGCUGGCUAUUUCGAGGCUGUUCUCUAUGAUAGUGGCGAGACAGGCAUCGUCGAGCUGAGCACGAGACCGGAUACUAUCGAUGCCAAGAGUAAAGAUAUGAUAUCUUGGUUCCCAAUAUUCUUUCCCUUGAAGAACCCUCUAUACUUCCCAGAUGAUUCGGAGCUAGAGGUCAGUAUUUGGAGACAGACAGAUGACCGGAAAGUUUGGUAUGAGUGGCUUGUAGAGGCAUUUGUCAUGGUUGGACCAAACAAGAGAAUGAGACUGGGGAUGAGCGAAAUGGGCAGCAGCAGAAAGGCUGGAUGCCUCAUGUAA